This is a messenger RNA of Drosophila serrata, 1338 nucleotides long. Its product is annotated as signal peptide peptidase. Gene Ontology annotation, molecular function: aspartic endopeptidase activity, intramembrane cleaving. Gene Ontology annotation, cellular component: cytoplasmic side of endoplasmic reticulum membrane; membrane; lumenal side of endoplasmic reticulum membrane. NCBI's taxonomy places the organism in Eukaryota, Metazoa, Arthropoda, Insecta, Diptera, Drosophilidae. The record is from RefSeq and is a predicted model, not a curated record. Gene Ontology annotation, biological process: membrane protein proteolysis.
CAUUUUUAUAUCGUUUAUUUCCACCCCAUCAUACGGUGAUUUUUCAGUCGGGGAGCCCAAUCAGAUAGAGUAGACAGGACAUGGCGGAGGAAGUGCUUGGAACCGUUAGGGAUGCCAUCAAGGGCAUCCUCGAGAAUGUGAGCGGAGGAGGCGCGCCAAAGAACGAGUCGGCGCCGCCGGUAGAGAAGGUGCCAUCAACGCCUGAGGGCAUAGCGGUGGCCUACGGCAGCCUGGUGGUGAUGGCCAUGCUGCCCAUCAUAUUUGGCUCCAUACGCUCCGUGAAGCUGCACAAGCUGAAGAAGUCGACGGGCGAGAAGGCCGAUACUAUGACGAAAAAGGAUGCCAUGUACUUCCCGUUGAUCGCUUCCGCAGCCCUGUUUGGCCUUUACCUGUUCUUCAAGGUGUUCCAGAAGGUGCACAUAAACUACCUGCUCACCGGGUACUUCUUUGUGCUAGGCGUGAUUGCGUUGGCGCACUUGCUCAGCCCGGUUAUCAACUCGCUGAUGCCGGCGGCGGUGCCCAAGGUGCCUUUCCACAUACUGUUCACCAAGGGCGAGGGCAAGCACAAGGAGGACAUUGUCAACUACAAGUUCUCCACGCACGAUAUUAUUUGCCUAGUGAUCUCCUCCGUGAUUGGUGUGUGGUAUCUGCUAAAGAAGCACUGGAUCGCCAACAACCUGUUCGGUCUGGCCUUUGCCAUCAACGGCGUGGAGAUGCUGCACCUGAACAAUUUCGUCACGGGCGUGAUCCUACUGAGCGGUCUGUUCUUCUACGACAUCUUCUGGGUGUUUGGCACCAAUGUGAUGGUCACGGUGGCCAAGAGCUUCGAGGCACCGAUCAAGCUAGUGUUCCCCCAGGACCUCAUCGAGCAUGGACUGAAUGCCUCCAACUUUGCCAUGUUGGGUCUGGGCGACAUCGUCAUUCCGGGCAUCUUCAUUGCUCUGCUGCUGCGCUUCGACGACAGCAAAAAGCGCAAGACGCGCAUUUACUUCUACUCCACGCUGAUUGCCUACUUCAUGGGUCUGCUUGCCACCAUAUUUGUGAUGCACGUCUUUAAGCACGCGCAGCCGGCGCUGCUCUACCUGGUGCCCGCCUGCAUGGGUACGCCGCUGCUAGUGGCGCUCGUCCGUGGGGAGCUUAAGGUUCUGUUCGCCUACGAAGACCAUCCUGAGGAAAAGCCAGAGAAGAAGGACAAGGAGGAGAGCACAUCCAGCUCCUCCGGCAGCAAAAAGAAAGAGUCCAAGAAGGCCAAGUAAGGCCGGGAGCAGACUCCAAUCUCCGAGAACAGCAUCUCCAUUCGUUCCAUCGUAAUAAAUGUCUUCUGCAGCCGCUAGCCAA